Molecule: messenger RNA, 306 nt
Organism: Ilex paraguariensis (yerba mate)
Lineage: Eukaryota; Viridiplantae; Streptophyta; Magnoliopsida; Aquifoliales; Aquifoliaceae
Source: the annotation of a GenBank genome assembly
AUGGGUUCUUCAAUCUCUAGUCUCUACAAACAACACCAAAUUGGUGAGCUACGUUCAAAUCAACAAGAAGGAACGAGUCCUGACAUGUCCAAGAUGUCUCACAGCGUGUCCGAGACGUGUCAGAAAUUCAAAAAAAUUCAAAAAAAAAUCGGACACUUUUUCACGUAUCCGACAUGUGUCCAUGUGAGGGGAAAAAAUGUGUUGGUGCUUCCCAGAUCCAAAAUUCUACUUGAGAAUCUUCUCAAAAAUACAAUUUGGUAUGCCUUGCAUGCUGUUAAUUUUUGUAAGGUCUUCCUUUCCAUUUAG